UGUUCUAGCGUUCAACUUUAUACAAGUUCUUAUGCGUGUUAAGUACGUAGUGCAAAAUAAAACACAUUAAAUUCUCUUUGAUGUAUUUUACACGGUUAAAUUUAUUUUGAAUAUGUUUACAAAAAUGGCUGGAAAGAGAGCAGCUACUACAGAAUUAAAUCAUGAUAACUGGGAUAUAGAAGAAAAUCCUGAAGAAGCAGGGACAUUUAAAAAAGCUCCUGAUGAUGUACUUGAAAAACGAGUUGUUAAAAGAGCUAAGCGGCGUUUACAAAAUUCAGAAGAUACUACCAAAAGUGCAUUUGGUACAUUUACAGGUUUUAAAACAGCGACAGCUACAGCACAUGCUUCUCCAUUUAGCUUCUUAGUUGGUAGUAACACUAAUAGUAAUUCUAAUGAUGCUUCUUCAAAGACAGUUGCGAAUAUAAACAAGCCUCCUCCUAUAAAUAAUGAUAAUCCACAAAGUAAUGACAAUGACCCAAAUAAGAAAGACAAUUCAGAAGUACAGGCAGUAUUGACUACAUCUGCAAAUAAAAAGAGUACUCCUGAUCAAGAAGAGCAAAAUAUAUUUAAAAAAUCUUCUGAUUACUUUGCCAAGUUAAAAGGAUUAAAUGAAAGUGUGGCACAAUGGAUUAAAACUCAUGUUGAUGCAAAUCCGUUUUGUAUUUUAACACCUAUUUUCAGAGAUUAUGAAAGGUACCUUAAAGAAAUUGAAGCUAAGCAUGGAAGUGGAAUUGAGAAAUCCAUUCAAGUAUCAGAACAAGCACAGUCUGUGCAUGCCAGUGAUAAAAAGGAAGCUGCUGCUGCUGACACAGAAAAAAAACUUGAGAGUUCUCCUUUUGGAGGAACAAACACAAAAGGUCCUUUUGCUUCAACUGUGAAAGUUUUUGGUAGAUUUGCUACUGUUGGUCCUAACUCUAUGUUUAGAAAAUCAGAUCAAACUGUAGACAGUAGUAAAUCCAUUUUUAGUAAUACAGAACAGAGCUCAGACAUGCACAAAUCAGUCUUUCAUAAUACUGAACAAAAAUCUGGAACUAAAAGUAUAUUUGGAAAAAAUCCAUUUUUAAGUAAACCCUCUUCUACAUCAGAUAAUAAAUCAGAUGAACAAGACACAAAAUCAGAAACAAAAUCGACUACCACUGCUACUACUAGUUCUUUUGCCACAACAAAUACAGUCACUUUCUGUUUUGGUCAAAGUUCUACUACUAACAAUACAUCAACAGGUUUUAGUUUUGGAAGUGCCAAACCAUUUACAUUUGGAGCACAAGCCGUACAGCCACAAGAACCUGAGGAUAGUGAAGGAAUAGAUGAGGAAGAUGAAGAACCACCAAAAGCAGAUUAUAAACCAGUAACAGAAGAAGGUACCAUAUAUCAACAAAGAUGUAAGGUUUUUGUAAAGAAAAAUGGUAAUUUUAGUGACAGAGGAGUUGGAAUAUUGUUUCUAAAACCAACACCAAAUGAUAAAACACAAUUAUUAGUACGUGCAGAAAAUCCUUUGGGAAAUUUAUUGCUGAAUACUUUAUUGACUGAAAGUGUCCCAACAAAACGUAUGAGUAAAAAUACAAUAAUGUUGGUUUGUUUACCAAGACCAGAAUGUAGACCUCCGCCGGUACCAGUUUUAUUGAGAGUAAAAACUGACGAAGAGGCUAAUGCAUUAUUCGAAGCACUCAAUAAACAUAAAAAAUAAAAGAAAUUUAGGAAUGAUAAACAUUGAAAAAAUACACUUGAGG
Messenger RNA from Habropoda laboriosa, 1727 nucleotides. RefSeq names its product nuclear pore complex protein Nup50 (gene Nup50). Bases 113 to 1684 code for a protein of 523 amino acids. The record is from RefSeq and is a predicted model, not a curated record. NCBI's taxonomy places the organism in Eukaryota, Metazoa, Arthropoda, Insecta, Hymenoptera, Apidae. The transcript is spliced from 5 exons. Gene Ontology annotation, biological process: protein import into nucleus. Gene Ontology annotation, cellular component: nuclear pore.